This is a messenger RNA of Soboliphyme baturini, 843 nucleotides long. The record is from the annotation of a GenBank genome assembly. Lineage: Eukaryota; Metazoa; Nematoda; Enoplea; Dioctophymatida; Soboliphymatidae.
AUGUGUUUAUUGGCUGGUGGGAGAGCUGUGCCGAGUUCGCUGGUCCCUAAUCCGGUGGGCGGGGCGUAUAAAAAGCUAGGACGCGGAGGGGAGUUUCCAACUGUCAUCAAUUCUUCGAUACAUGAAAAAUGUCCUCACCUCCUACAGCUGAUGAAACCAGACAUCGGAAAUGGCAAUGACCUGCAACGAAUCGUGUUAGUCCGUAGCAUGUUUGGACUGUUGCUGAAUAAAGAAGACCGUCUGUUGGACGUGCUGUCGAUCCUCCAGGAAUUACUCUGUUCACCAACCAGCAUUGAAUUUCAAUUCGAAAUCGGUGAGGCUUACAAAUUCCUCCUAGAGAAGGUCAAUGACCUUGCUGCCGAGGUGAACCUCCAGAUCGUCAGGAAUAUUCUGCGCAACAUCAACUCCAAUGAUUCAGUCACGAGAGCUGCGUGGACGGAGCUGCUGUUGGAGGCUAUCGAUUAUCUUCCAAAAGGAUUAUUGCUCAGUGAGAUAUUGCCCGAGGCGCUGAAAAAGGCUAGAGCCGGAGAAUCGGUAUUGGCCAAGAUCACAGGCAGCAAGUUUCUGGGGCGACAGGCGACACGACUAGACGAGGCAGACGUCAGAAGUUAUAUCGUCCCCGUGAUUCAGGCGUUGUGCAAAGACACCGAUGCAGCCGUCCGCGCCAGCGCCAGCAAGCAAAUACCUGUCAUUGCGAAGGCAUUGAAACUGAAAGAGUGCCUGCCUUUGCUGAUGCCGACGAUCAUCGAUCUCAGCACUGACGAAAGUGACUUGGUCCAAGAGGCGAAUCUAGAGGCGGUUGUAUUUUUCUUGAAUAACGUCGAUAACGGUAAUUUUCUCUAG